UGGCUGCAGCAGCAGAGGCAGCUAGAGCUUCCCUCCCUGUCUGCGCGAGCUGCGGGCGGAGGACGUUUUCACCAGUUGCAGAUGUAACCUCGGGAACUCCUGGGUAUGUUGGUUUUGUUUGCCAAACAAAGUCUUUUCUUCUUUGGCUCAGACACUGAAGAGGCUCCUGGAUUUUUCUGCCAUCGCGCCACAACCUGGCAGUUACCCGGGAGCCUUCCCAAGGAGCUGGCGGAGAAAUGAGCCCUUCUGGGCGGAGGAUGGGAGAAGGGCGUCAGCAGCUCGGGGCUCCGGCCGGAAAGCGCCUCCUGCUCCCCGGGAGCAGAGGGUCACCCAGAGGGCUGCCGGGCGGCGGCGGCCCCGGGGCGCAGCGCUUCCUGCUCGGGCUCUUCGUGCACGCGUGGCUGUGGGCGGCCUCGGGCUCGUCUGCCCAGGUGUUCAACCUCAGCCUUUCCGUGGACGAGGGCCUUCCUCCAGACACUCUAGUCGGCGACAUCCGCGCGGGGCUGCCGGCCACGCAGCAGCAGCAGGAGGGGGGCGGCUUCUUUCUGUCCGAGGACUCGGAUGACUCCCCGUUGCUGGACGACUUCCACGUGCAUCCGGACACAGGCAUCAUCCGCACGGCGCGGCGCCUGGACCGAGAGCGGCGGGACCACUACAGCUUCGUGGCCGCCACGCUGCUGGGCGCGGUGGUGCAGGUGGAGAUCCGCGUCAACGACGUGAACGACCACUCGCCCCGCUUUCCCCGCGACUCCCUGCAACUCGACGUCUCCGAGCUCAGCCCGCCAGGUACAGCCUUCCGCCUGCCAGGCGCCCAAGACCCGGACGCCGGGCUGUUCAGCAUACAGGGCUACACCCUGGUGCAACCGUCCGACCUUUCUGAGGACCCCGCAGGACCAUUCUUCCAGUUGCGCUACGGGGCCCCGGGGUCACCAAAGUCGCCGCUGUCCUCGUCGCCCCUUGAGCCCCUAGACCUGGUGCUGCUGCGGCGCUUGGACCGAGAGGCGGUGGCAGCACACGAGCUGCAGAUCGAGGCGUGGGACGGCGGUCGCCCGCGGCGCACGGGCAGCCUGCGGGUGAACCUGUGCGUUCUGGAUGAGAACGACAACCCACCCGUAUUUGAGCAGAGCGAGUACCGCGCCGCCGUGCGCGAGGACGCACUGCCAGGCGCUGAGGUCUGUCGCGUGCGCGCCACCGACCGUGAUCUGGGGCCCAAUGGCCAUGUGAGCUACAGAAUCCGCUCCCGGCAAGCGCUCGGGACGGGUGGCAGUGGCGGGCCGCUGGGCGACACGGCCUAUUUCGCGGUGGAGGAGAUGAGCGGGGUGGUGCGGGUGCAGAGGCCGCUGGACCGCGAGGUUCAGGCCUGGCACCAGCUGGUGGUGGAGGCCCGCGACGGAGGUGCCGAGCCCGAGGUUGCCACCGUGCGCGUGUCCAUCGCGGUGCUGGACGUGAAUGACAACUGGCCCGCCAUUCAUCUGCUCUUCCUUACCGAAGGAGGCGCCGCGCGCGUCUCUGAGGGCGCUCGAGUCGGCGACUAUGUGGCUCGGGUCUCCGUGUCCGACGCGGACGGUGACCCAGAGAAGGAAGAGGAGGCCGCCGGGGAACUCGGUAUGGGCCUCGGGGGCGGGAGCAUCUCGCUGACCUUGGAGGGCGGUGAGAGAGCCUUUGCGCUGCGGUCCGGAGGCUCCUCAGGAGUAUUUUUCCUUUGCGUCGAUGGGCCCCUAGACAGGGAGAGCAGAGACCUGUAUGAUUUGCGACUGGUGGCCACGGAUGCGGGAUCCCCGUCGCUGAGCACGGAGAAGACGCUGCUGCUCCGGGUCGCUGACCUCAAUGACCAGCCCCCUCUCUUCAGCCAGGAGAAUUACCGGGCCUCAGUGUCCGAGGCCGCGGCCCCCGGCACCGCGGUAGUGUGCGUCAGCGCCUCCGAUGCGGAUGAGCCUGGCACAGACCACGCCCGACUGCGCUACGCGCUGGUCCCUCUCCCAGCGCGCUGCAACCCGGAGGCUCUGAGGCCCACCGCUGAGUGUGGACCGUCCUUCAGCAUCGAUCCUGAAAUUGGUGUGAUUAGCACCACUCGGAGUCUGGACCGAGAGGUCCAGGAGGCUGUAGAGCUGAGAGUGGUGGCCCAAGACCUCGGAGAGCCCCCGCUCUCUGCCACCUGCCUUGUGAGCAUCACUGUGGACGACGUGAAUGACAACGAGCCCAUCUUCCUGAAGCAGGUGUACAACGCCACCCUUCUGGAGCAUUCCCCAGUCGGACACUGCUUUCUGCAGGUAAAAGCCUCCGAUGCAGAUGCAGGACUCUAUGGCUUUGUUGAAUAUUCUCUUUAUGCUGGAUUCCAAAGCUAUGAAGCACCUCAAGCAUUCCAGAUAGACCCACAUGAUGGGCAAAUCUGUGUUUCUCAAGAUAUCGACAGGGAAAGGGAUCCAGCCACCUACGAUCUCUUGGUGAAAGCUAAGGAUGGGGGUGGACUCAGCGCCCAAGCUUUUGUUCGUGUGGAACUGGAGGAUGUGAAUGAUAAUGAACCCGUGUUUAACCCGUCAACGUAUGUGACGAGCAUUAGCGGCCAGACCCAGCCAGGCACUGAGAUCAUCAAUGUUCUUGCCUCAGAUAGAGAUUCUGGGAUGUAUGGAACAGUGGCUUAUGAGCUUGUCCUCGGAGACCUGUCAUUCUUUUUCACCAUCGACUCCACCACAGGGAUUAUUUACUUAACAUCAACUCUUAGUCAUUUGGAAUCCACCACACUUUUGCUGAUGGUCUGUGCUCGAGAUGGUGGUGGGCUCACAUCUGUCACUAAUGCUGAAGUCACCAUACACAUUCUUCAGACAACUCUGGCACCCACUGAAUUUGAAAGGCCUAAGUAUACUUUCGCAGUUUAUGAAGAUGUGCCUGAAGACAGUCCUGUGGGAACAGUGAAAGCAAAAGAGUCCUUGAAUUCCUCAGAGACAAUUCUUUAUAGGAUCUCCUCUGGUGAUCUGGAUGGAAAGUUCUUUAUUCAUCCAUGGCUGGGCAACAUUCGAACCCAGAAGCCGCUGGAUCACGAAACGCAGCCCGUGGUUGUGCUCACCAUCCAGGCACAGCUCAGCAGCUCCCCCGCCUGCAGCAGCACAGAGGUCAACAUAACUGUCAUCGAUGUCAAUGACAACCGCCCAGUGUUUCCCAAAGCCUCCGAUGGGGUUACGAUAUCCCAGGGCACAAUGCCUGGCACAGCCUUGUACCACGCCCGUGCAACAGACAAAGACAGCGGGCCCAACGGGGUCAUCCGCUAUACCAUUGCCAGUCAGAGCCCAAGCAUCUUUUCCGUUGACUUGGGGCUUGGUGUGGUGUACCUCAACGAGAGCCUGGCAGGCGCUGGGCCCCGGGAGUGCACGCUGACCCUCAUAGCCCAGGAUCUUGGUGUUCCUCCUCAGGCAUCCCUGUUAGUGCUGACGGUCAUUAUUGAAAAACAAGAACAAAACCCGUCUUUAACUUUUGAGCAUUUGGUCUAUCAAGCGGAAGUUAGUGAGUCCCUCUCACCGAUGACCCCAGUCCUGAAAAUCCAGGCCUGUCCGCUUGGCCCGCAGCUCACAACCCCACAGCUCCUGUACUUGCUGGAGUCCGGCACAGACUCGGCUGCAUUUGGCAUCCAUCCUUACACGGGUUGGAUUUAUUUGCGGCGACAGCUCGACUAUGAAUCCACACAAACAUAUAAUUUUAGAGUGUUUGCCUGGAUCCCGGAGGACAGAAUGUCACAAAAUGUGAGCACUUCAGUAAUUGUUCAUGUCCUGGAUGAGAAUGACAAUUCCCCUACCUUCUUGCAUGAUGUCUUGUUUCUGAAAGUCAAGGAGAGUCCUGUUCCCCAAGGGGUAAUAGGCAAAAUUACAGCAAUUGACAGAGACUCGGGAAAGAACGGACAGCUGUCAUAUUUCCUUUUGUCUGAUGGAAAAUUCUUCAAGAUGAAUCCUAAUACAGGCGAACUUAUCAGUUGGGUGGCCUUGGAUCAUGAGCAACGGGUGCACCAUCAGGUGACUGUCUUAGUGACCGACCACGGCUCCCCUCCUCGAAACGCCACUGCGCUGGUGUAUGUCUCAGUUACUGACAUCAACGAUAACAGGCCAUAUUUCCCACAGUGCCUCCCUGGGAAGGAAUUACACAUCAAGGUUCUGGAAGGUCAACCAGUAAAUAUGUUUGUUACAGCUGUGUUUGCAAAGGAUCUUGAUGAAGGAAACAAUGCAGAAGUUAUAUAUUCAGUAUCUUCAGAGGGUAGUUCUGAUCACUUCAAGAUUGAUGCCAACAGUGGUGAAAUAAGAACAACCAGAGUACUUUCACAUGAUUAUGGACCUUCUUACAGGAUGAUUGUAAUUGCCAGUGACCAGGGGGUGCCUCCUCUUCAAGGACAGGCAGUUAUUAAUAUUCAGGUGAUACCACUAUCUGAAGGGAGAGCUGUCAUUUCUCAGAAUAUUAGACACUUAGUUAUACCAGAAAACUUGAAGCCUGCAAAAAUAAUGAGCUUGAUAAAGUCACCUGAUCACCUUCAACAACAUCAUAGUGGAAAGUUACAUUUUAGUAUCGCUGCAGAUGACAAGGAUGGUCACUUUGAAGUCGACAGCUCGACAGGAGACUUGUUCCUCUUUAAGGAACUGGAUUAUGAAAUGACGUCUCAUUAUCUUUUCAGGGUGGUAACUAAAGACCACAGCAGAAACCCUCCCGUGAAUAGCACAGUCUUCCUUAGUGUUGCUGUGGAAGAUCAGAAUGACCAUUCCCCAUCUUUCCAGGAGGAGUUCAUUGUGAUCAGCGUGGAAGAGAAUGCCCCUGUCGGGACUCUGGUGCACGUCUUCAAUGCCAAAGACGGCGACGGCAGUUUUUUGAACAGUAGAGUACAAUACUUAAUUGAAGCCCACCACCCUGGAAUGAAUCCAUUUCUCAUCCACCCCUCAUUUGGCACUUUGGUCACUGCUUCCCCCCUUGACAGAGAGAGAGUUCCGACUAUUGUCCUGACAGUAACUGCAUCCGAUCAGGCUGUGAAUGUGACAGACCGGCGACUGAGAUCGCUGAUGGUGAAGGUAGUGAUUUUGGAUAUAAAUGACCACAGCCCCACUUUUACAUCUUUCCCCAUCGCCCUUGUCAAAGAGGAUGCCGCGGUGGGCUCCUUGGUGCACCACAUAACUGCUCAAGAUCCAGACGCAGGAAGGAAUGGAAGAGUAACAUUCAGCAUCCUCUCAGGAAAUGAAAAUAUGGCUUUUAUGCUAGAUGAGUCAUCAGGUUUACUAACUACUACUUUGCCUUUGGAUUAUGAAUUAAAAAGUCAGUACAUUCUGACCCUUCUGGCACUGGAUAGUGGCACACCAACACUUUCUUCAUCCCAGACUUUGACAAUUACUGUUCUUGAUGUAAACGAUGAGGCCCCAGUAUUUAAACAGCACCUAUAUGAAGCUUCAGUUAAAGAAAAUCAAAAUCCAGGGGAGUUUGUCACAAGAGUUGAAGCUGUGGACAGAGAUUCAGGAAUCAAUUCUAAGCUUCAGUUUGAAAUCAUGCCAGGCGCUUUAUUCGGGUUGUUCGAGAUAAAUUCUGACACUGGGGAGGUGGUGACAACCACCACACUUGACAGAGAAGUUCAGGAAGUCCUCACCCUUCAAGUACUUGUACGUGAUGGGGGAGCCCCUGCUCUGUCUGGGACUACAACAAUUCUCUGCACUGUGGGAGAUGAAAACGAUCAUGCACCGGAGAUUAUUGUCCCCAGGUAUGACAUUGAGGUUCUGGAAAACCAAGAGCCAGGGCUUGUCUACACUGUUUUGGCCUCUGAUAUGGAUGCUGGCAAUAACGGAGCUGUCAGGUAUCACAUAAUUGAUGGAAAUACUGAUGAGUACUUUGCUAUUAAUGAAACAUCAGGAGAACUCUCAAUUACUCGUGCUUUGGACCGGGAGCAAGUCAGCAACUUCACCCUAGUCAUCCUGUGCUCCGAUCUGGGGAAUCCACCCCUGAGCUCCAUGGUGCAGCUGCAAGUCAGAGUUCUGGACGACAAUGACCACAGUCCUUCCUUCUCCAGGCUCCAUUACCAGGCCUCUGUGAGAGAGGAUGCUCAAGUGGGAACCGUGGUUCUUGUGCUUUCUGCUGUGGACAAAGAUGAAGGCCUGAAUGGGAAAACUGAGUAUUCUCUGGUGGAUGAGGCUUCCGGGGCAUUCACCAUUGAUCCCGUAGCGGGCACAUUGAGAACUAGUCACAUCCUUGACCGAGAAGCCAGAGCUGAGCAUACAUUUAAGGCUGUGGCCAGAGACUGUGGUGUCCAGGGCUCAAGAAGCACCACGGUGAUCAUAAAAGUACAUGUCACUGAUGUUAAUGACAAUGAUCCAGUUUGGGAACAGAACCCCUUUGAUAUUUUUCUUUCCCCCCAGUCACCUACUAACCAGAUGACCGCCAUCCUGAGAGCCAGUGACCCAGACUUGGGACCCAAUGGAACUGUCAUAUUUAGUUUUGCAGAGCCCCAGUCAGUGUUUUCUAUUAAUGAAUACACAGGAGAAAUUCAACUUCAGCAAAACCCAGCUUCAGAAUAUUUUCCUAUCUGGCUGCAGUUAAAAGUUGUGGACCAGGGGUUCCCAGCUAGGACAACCACUGGUCUCUUGGUCAUUCACAUGGAAGGAGAAGAUGUAAGGAUUUCCUUCAGCCAGCAUCUGUAUAAUGGGAUUGUGCCCGAAAAUUGUGAGGCAGGUACUUCUAUUGUGACUAUAAAAGCUUUUGCUACUGACUCAGUUCGGGACAACAUUAAAUAUUCAAUUUUUAGUGGAAAUGAAGAUGGAGUUUUUUCCUUGUGCUCCAACUCAGGAGAACUCACUGUGCAAGAACCCAAGUUUCUGGAUUUUGAAGUCAGAAAUGAAGUUCAGCUCAUCGUUUUAGCUGAAAGUAGGGGGCAUAGAGCCUACAGCAAAGUAGCAGUCUUCAUCAAAGAUGUGAAUGAUCAUCCACCGUGCUUUGGGCAAAGCAUUUACCAAGUAUCAGUGUCUGAGGGCCAGUUCUACAAUGAUCACAUCAUACAGGUUUUUGCCACAGACCAGGACAGUGGGACAAACGGCCUCAUCGAGUAUUCUAUUCUCUCCAGCAACCAAGGACAAGUGUUCCAGAUGGACACGCUGAGCGGUGUGCUAACAGCAAGUGCAGUUCUGGAUUAUGAGUACACCAGAGCCUACAGCUUGAUUGUACAAGCCACAGAUAAAGGGAUACCGAGGCUUUCUAGUACAACUGUGAUCAAGAUACAAGUGACUGAUACCAAUGACAAUGCCCCGGCUUUUCUCCCCUCUGAAGCAGUGGAAGUUGCAGAAAAUUCUUUGCCUGGUGUAAUUGUGACUCAGAUAUCAGUUCAUGAUGUGGAUUUGAAUCCAGCUUUCAUCUUCAGUUUCGUCAAAGAGAGUAAUCCUGGAACUAAGUUCGCUAUUGAUCGGAACACUGGGGUAGUGGUGCUAGUGAAAACACUGGACUUUGAAGAAGCUACUGAAUAUGAGCUGCAUAUCCAAAUUUCAGAUUUGGUACACCACACGGAGGGGACACUCAUCGUCCAUGUGCUGGACGUCAAUGAUAACCCACCAGUAUUUUCUCAAGAUUCUUACCAGGUUACCAUUUCCGAAUCAGUGCCUAUGGGGCACAUAGUGCUGACCGUGGUGGCCACAGAUGUGGAAAGCAAUGAGAACAUUUCUUACAGGAUCCUUUCUUCUUCUAAGGCAUUUUCAAUUGAUCCUACAAAUGGCACAGUAUAUACUAUCAAUCCUGUCUUACUUCUGGAUAGAAAAUCAACAAUUCGAUUUCUUGUUGAAGCCAGUGAUGGUGGAAUUCCUGACCUGAAGGCUGUUACCUUAGUGGAGAUAGAAAUACAAGAUGUGAACAAUUAUGCCCCUGAGUUUGCAAUAGAAUAUUAUAAUCUUAGCUUGAGUGAAGACACUCCAAUUGGAAGCACACUUGUCACCUUUUCAACUGUUGACCAUGACUGGACCCAUGAAAACACUCAUGUUGAAUAUUCCAUCAUCAGUGGUAAUUCACAGAACAAUUUCCAUGUGGAAACUAGUUUCAUUCAUUCAGAAUAUACUUACAAGCAAGUUGGGUACCUGGUGUUGAUUCACUAUCUGGACAGAGAAGCAACCUCCAGUCAUAAGCUUGUCCUUCUGGCAUCUGACCAUGGCUGCCCUCCACUGAGUUCCUCAGCCACUGUGUCAAUAGUAGUACUCGAUGUGGAUGAUAACCCACCUGCAUUCAGCAGUCUGGAAUAUCAUGCCCACAUCAAGGAAGGUACCCCUCAAGGGAGUCCCAUCACUGUGGUCUCAGCAAGUGACUGUGAUGUGGCUUCACAUGCAGAAAUCGUCUACCACCUAAUCUCUGGAAAUGAGAAGGGGCAUUUUCACUUAGAAGAAAAAACUGGAGUUCUUUAUUUGAUUAAACCUUUGGAUUAUGAAGAAAUGAUAAAAUUUACUUUAACUGUCCAAGCUUCAGAUGAAGAAAAGAAACAUUUUUCUUUUGCAGUUGUGUUUGUCAAUGUCCUGGAUGAUAAUGACCAUGCACCUCAGUUUAUGUUCCCAAACUUGAACUGUGCUGUUCCUGAAAAUCUUCCUGUUUUCUCCACCAUAUGUUCUGUAAAUGCUUUGGAUUUUGACGCAGGUCCUUAUGGAGACUUGACCUAUUCUAUAGUUUCACCCUGUUCUCUCACUCAUGAGAUGCUGUAUGAUCAUGACCUCUUCCUCAUUGACCCCUUAUCAGGGGAUAUUCGUGCUCAGCAAGUCCUUGACUAUGAACAUGACAAAAAAUACUGCCUCACAGUUCAGGCCAAAGACAAGGGUGACUCAACAGCCUCCUUAAUGGUUUGGGUGGAUAUUGAAGGGAGAGAUGAGUUUGAACCCAUUUUCACUCAGGAUCAAUAUUUUUUCAACCUCCCAGAAAAGAGUAAUGUAAGACAGUUGAUUGGCAGAGUGGAAGCAUCAGAUGCAGAUGCUGGUAUUGAUGGAGUUAUUCUUUACUCUCUCGAAACUCCAUCUCCCUUCUUUUCAGUAAAUAAAACAAAUGGAAAUAUUUAUUUAAGUAGAGCCCUUCCCCUAAUAAAAAGUCAAGUCAGCAAAGAAGACACCAUCGAAAUGAAAAUAAUUGCUCGUAGCCCCAAACCGGAUUCCAAGUUUACAUCUUGUACUGUUUUUGUGAAUGUGUCUUUUUCCUCGGAAGGAAAACACUCCACAGAAUCAGCUAGCAGCUUUUUGAUCAGUCUCACUGUCUCCUUUUUAGUGUUUUUGUUACUUGUCUUCAUUCUAAUUGUACUGAUUUUAAGACAUAAACAAAAAGAUGCAAUAAACAAUUAUGAAGAAAAGAAAACAUCAUCAUCCUUAGAUAUCAGUGUGAGACCGACCAGGGAUGCCAGCACGCUGAAACCCUUCCAAAAAACUAAUGAGAGUGAUAAUGAAGUAGUGCCCGUGGACUCCAUGCCUGAAUGGUUGAGUUUAACAAGAAUUAUGGAGAAGGACAUUGCACAUCUGUACAGGCACUCAAACUCCAGUCGUCACUAUUCUGUGGAAGGAGAAACUGCAGAAGAUAAGGAAAUCCAGAGGAUAAAUGAGCACCCUUACAGAAAGGACUCUGACUCAGCUCUGAGUGAUUGGGAGUCCAGGGUGCCAGACUCCGGCAUUCCAACAGAAUCAGACCAGCUCUCUUGUUUGUCUGGGGAAACUGAUGUGGUGGUCACUGCUGAAACAGCAGAAACCAGCCAUACAUUUGAGGAAGAAGAUCAAGGAGAGGGCUGUGGCACUACCUAUGUUCAAAAUAACGUCUUACUCCAGCCUCUAAAGAAGAGAGAGGUAAAAGUGGGCAUCCUGGUUGAUGUCAGAAAAGAGGCCGUCUUUAUUUCAGGUGAUCAAGAAGCAAGAUGCGCAGCUCUUUCAACCCAGAGAAACUCUGAUCAUGAUGUAAGAGGCAACUAUCACUGGGAUUAUCUCCUCAGUUGGGAACCCAAGUUCCAACCUCUUGCAUCAGUAUUUAAUGAUAUUGCAAAACUAAAGGAUGAGCACUUACAUAUGCCUGGCAUUCCAAAGGAGAAGAAGUCUUUUGUUUUUCCACCACCUUUGAUAACAGCAGUAGCCCAGCCCGGGAUUAAAGCAGUUCCACCAAGAAUGCCAGCCAUAACCCCGGGGCAGGGACUUCGUAAAUACCCACACUCCCCCAUUCGCUAUCAUCAAAGUUCUCUGCCGGAAGCCAUGACGCCCAGUUUUUCUCCAUCCCUUUCUCUGCUGACCACACAGACCCCUGCCAUAACCCCGCUGCUGUCAGAUGGAGAAUUAUUAGGAACACAUCUGAGUGGUACGUGCCAUGAACCUAAAGCAGCAGAUGAAGCUCAAAUAUAAAACAAUUGUGAUGUCAAGCACCUGCUCUCCAUUGGUCAUGAAUGAUU
Balaenoptera musculus (blue whale) is the source of this 10384-nucleotide messenger RNA. RefSeq names its product dachsous cadherin-related 2 (gene DCHS2). Lineage: Eukaryota; Metazoa; Chordata; Mammalia; Artiodactyla; Balaenopteridae. Gene Ontology annotation, cellular component: plasma membrane. Gene Ontology annotation, biological process: homophilic cell-cell adhesion. The record is from RefSeq and is a predicted model, not a curated record. Bases 237 to 10337 code for a protein of 3366 amino acids. The transcript is spliced from 20 exons. Gene Ontology annotation, molecular function: calcium ion binding.